Messenger RNA from Echinococcus granulosus, 516 nucleotides. RefSeq names its product Thermosensitive gluconokinase. Lineage: Eukaryota; Metazoa; Platyhelminthes; Cestoda; Cyclophyllidea; Taeniidae. Gene Ontology annotation, molecular function: gluconokinase activity. Bases 1 to 516 code for a protein of 171 amino acids. Gene Ontology annotation, cellular component: cytoplasm. The transcript has a single exon. The record is from RefSeq and is a predicted model, not a curated record.
AUGGUACCCAUUGUUCUCAUGGGUCCAUCUGGUUGUGGUAAAUCGACUAUCGCCUUUCUUUUACAAAGCAAACUCCAUUGCACUUUCAUUGAGGGUGAUGUUCUUCAUCCUAAUCAUAACAUCUCUAAAAUGUCCUCUGGUGUGCCUUUAACCGACGAAGACCGGCUACCGUGGCUAGAACGUAUCCACUCUGCAAUUACAGAAGCCAGACUGUAUUCACAGUCCACUCCUGUUAUCGUCACUUGCUCUGCACUGAAACGACAAUAUCGAGAGGUGCUUACUCGUCCACCGAACACGGAUAUUCUCUUCAUAUUUCUUGAGGCACCACGAGACGUUCUGGAAGCACGGGUUUGUCAGCGAGAAGGUCAUUUCCUCCCGCCAAGUAUUGUUCAGAGUCAGUUGGAAACCCUGGAAGUACCGAGUGUGGGGAUGGAGAGCUUUUUAACGGUCGAUGCGACCCUUCAGCCUGGUGAAAUAGUUGCAAAGAUAUUGGGGAAAUUGGGGCUCACUCAAUAG